UUGAAAGGAAGGAAGGUUCCCCUGUUUCCUAGAGCUGAGGUUGAUGCAGAGAAUGUGGGUAAGCAGUGUUGUCCCUGGGCUUGGGGAUCCCCGCCCCUUUCCUGGCCCAGCCAGUAAGUCUGCACUGGGGGCUGCCUGCCCGCGGCAUGCUGGGACAUGUGCAGGCCCGGGUUCCUGCUGGGACUCUCAUUUUGAACCUGCAGUAUAUGGUCUCGGGCAUGUUCCUUCUGCCAUGAGCCUCUGUUUCGCUGUCUUAAGAAACCUGAGGGUGGCAAGGCCCCUCUGCCUCUCCCCCCAGGUCUGGGGAUCAUGGGAACACGUGUGUCUUGGUGAGAGUGUUUACUGGCAGCCCUGGCUCCCUUAGAGGGCAGACGCAAGUUCAUGAAACAUGCCGGGGGCAUUUGACGUGUCCCCACCACAGCUGGGAAUGGGGAAUAGCACCACUGGUUCUCGGAAGCCCCACAUGCUCUUCCCUUUGGGAAGUGAGGGAUUUUGCUGGGACCUGUUUGGUUGUAGAAGAUAGAAGUUGUAGGAGCUGCACUGGUGCUCCUAGGGGACUUCUGGGUGACCUGGGAAGGUCCACAAAACAUCUUACUCCCUUCAUACUAUGUGCAGGGAUGAGCUGAUGUUUGGGAGCUGUUGAAGAAGGGGCUCUUGGCUGUGUGUGUCUCUUACAUGGGUCUGUGGCGCGUAUUUCUUGGUGAGAGCUGUGCAGAGCCACAGGCCCAGCGGGACAGCCUAGUGGUCCCGGCAUGGGGUCGUGGUAGGCUCUCAUCCCUCCGUGGCUGUCUCCACGCGGGGGCCUGGCCUACUCUCUGUGCCGUGGACAUUGGGAAAGCAAUAUGUCCUAGAGCACAGUCCUCUGCAGAGUGAUGGACUCUCUAGAAGACCGAAGUCGCGUGGUGCACAGGUGUCCCAGGCCCCGUCCAGAUUGGCCGCAGCCUCCUCAAGGCCGAUGGUCCUGUGCUGAGCAGGGCUCAGCGAGCCUGGAUGGGCAGGAGGCGUGUGUCACUGGUUGAGGCUGCCACAGUCAGCGGCGCUCACCAGUUCUCACAGGCUCUUCCGUACGGGGUUCUCAGGGGGUCCGACCGAGACGGUUUUGUCAGAAAGAUUAAAGUGCUUGCGCCUGGGUGUGCUGUGACACGAUUAGCGCUGGGCUCUGACCCUGGGCUUCCGGCUUGCUCUCGCUCCUGAGAACUGGCUCUCCGUUGUGCCCAGCUCUGCUUCCGUGUGGGAAUCGGAGCUCUCGUGAGAGAACGGUGGUAAGUCUUCACCUGGGCGAGUGUCUGUCUUCUUUCUUGUCCGGUAAGUCGCUUAGCUUUGCCCUCGGCAGGUAAUGCUGGUGGUCGCCCUUCUGCUAGACUUUUAACGCUGUUUAAUAAAACAGCCUUGUAACUCUUCAUGAAUUUUAAAAUCAGUGUGUUUGUUUGCUCUUGAUGGUCCUGUUCCCAUUCCAGCAAGCCAUGUCCUCCAACCGAUGAGCGAUUGGUUGCAGGGUUUUCGGAUGUCAUUCUGGCAACAAUUUUGGCAACCAAGUCUGAAAUGUGUGGCCAGAAAUUUGAACUGAAGAUUGAUAAUGUGCGGUUUGUUGGACACCCGACCCUGCUGCAGCACGGCCUGGGGCAGGUACGGCCUGGGGCAGGUUUCAAAAACAGACCCAUCUCCGAAGAGGGAAGCCCCCACGAUGAUUCUUUUUAAUGUGGUGUUUGCGCUGAGGGCCAACGCGGACCCGUCGGUCAUCAACUGCCUGCACACGCUGUCCCGGCGCAUCGCCACCGUGCUGCAGCAUGAGGAGCGCCGCUGCCAGUACCUCACGCGGGAGGCCAAGCUGAUCCUGGCGCUGCAGGACGAGGUGUCUGCCAUGGCUGACGCGAGUGAUGGUCCUCAGUCCCCGUUUCAUCAUAUCCUGCCCAAGUGCAAGCUGGCCAGGGACCUCAAGGAGGCUUACGACAGCCUGUGUACGUCCGGCGUGGUGCGGCUACAUGUCAACAGCUGGCUGGAGGUGAGCUUCUGCCUGCCCCACAAGAUCCACUACGCUGCCUCCAGCCUCAUCCCCCCCGAGGCCAUCGAGCGGAGCCUCAAAGCCAUCCGCCCGUACCACGCUCUGCUGCUGCUCAGUGACGAGAAGUCCCUGCUGGGCGAGCUGCCCCUCGACUGCUCCCCGGCCCUGGUGCGCGUGAUCAAGACCACAUCCGCCGUGAAGAACCUGCAGCAGCUGGCCCAGGACGCAGACCUGGCCUUGCUGCAGGUUUUCCAGCUCGCCGCCCACCUGGUGUACUGGGGCAAGGCCAUCAUCAUCUACCCGCUGUGUGAGAACAACGUCUACAUGCUUUCUCCCAAUGCCAGCGUGUGUCUGUACUCCCCACUGGCCGAACAGUUCUCCCGCCAGUUUCCGGCUCAUGACCUGCCCUCUGUCCUUGCUAAGUUCUCCUUGCCUGUCUCCUUGUCAGAAUUCAGGAACCCCCUCGCCCCCCCUGUGCAAGAGACCCAGCUCAUUCAGAUGGUGGUGUGGAUGCUGCAGCACCGGCUGCUGGUGCAGCUGCACACCUACGUUUGCCUCAUGGCCUCACCCAGCGAGGAGGAGCCCCACGCCCGGGAGGACGAGGUCCCCUUCACUGCCAGGGUCGGCGGCCGCAGCCUCAGCACGCCCAAUGCUCUCAGCUUUGGCUCCCCAAGUAGGAGCCCCCUGCCCCGGGCGUCUGUGUGCCCCAGCAUGGAUAACUCCAGCGCGGAGCUCCUGCCCGGCGGGGACUCUCCCCUGAACAAGAGGAUGACAGAGAACCUGCUGGCCAGCCUGUCCGAGCAUGAGCGGGCGGCCAUCCUCAGCGUGCCUGCGGCCCAGAACCCCGAGGACCUCCGCAUGUUUGCCAGGCUCCUACACUACUUCCGUGGCCGCCACCACCUGGAGGAGAUCAUGUACAACGAGAACACACGGCGCUCCCAGCUGCUCACGCUGUUCGACAAGUUCCGCAGCGUGUUGGUCGUGACGGCCCACGAGGACCCGGUCAUCGCUGUCUUCCAAGCGCUGCUUCCGUGAGCCGGGCCCAGGACGACACAGAGGAGGUGGCAGGCUGCUGCUGUGGGCGCUGGGCUGUCCCCCCGCCCCAGGGCCCCCCACGCCCCCGGCUAGGCUGAGCCCUCUGAGGCCUGAGUGGAUCCAGCAGCAGCCUUGGGGCGGAUGCCCUCCGUUCUCGUCCUCACCUGGUCCUUAAACCGCCUCUGUGUCUGAGCUGAGGAGACGAGGCUCCCCGCUGGAAGGAGUGUCCAGGACUCAGGCCUGCUGGCCUCCUGCGCAGAGUCAGGGUGUGCUUCUCUCAGACCCUCCUCCCAACCCUGCCCUCGUUCUCUGGUCCCAUCCGCUGCUGCCUUCCUCAUGGCCACCCUGGGACUUACAGAGAACUGUGUCUGACAUGAGAGCGGAGAGCCCGGCUGUGCCAUGUGCCCUCUGCUGCUCCUGUGAGUCCUGGGCCUUUUGCAGCCUGGCCCCUGCAACGGCUCUUGUGUUCACCAGGAGCCUCGUGACCAAGCUGUCACCACCAGCACCCCCGCCCCGGGACUCCUGCUGCACAAGGGCCUGGGCCGAUGCCCGUCUUUGGGGUGAGUCUGCCCUGGUGCCCUCCAGCUUCCCUCACACAGACCUGAGGGACAGUGUGCCUAGCCUGCACCCGCAGGGCCUCCAGAGUCCGGUGCUGGAGGGGGAACCGACUGCAAGCACAUGUUGACCCCUGAGGGGGCUCUGGCCGAGACACAGGAAAUAAUGUUUUCUAGACAUAAAGUGUUUAUUGGGUUUUUAUAGAAUUAAAAAGCCUCGUGGGCGCAGACGCUCA
Messenger RNA from Mustela lutreola (European mink), 3827 nucleotides. RefSeq names its product NPR3 like, GATOR1 complex subunit (gene NPRL3). Gene Ontology annotation, cellular component: GATOR1 complex. The coding region runs from base 1577 to 3037 and encodes 486 amino acids. The transcript has 12 exons. The record is from RefSeq and is a predicted model, not a curated record. Lineage: Eukaryota; Metazoa; Chordata; Mammalia; Carnivora; Mustelidae. Gene Ontology annotation, biological process: cellular response to amino acid starvation; negative regulation of TORC1 signaling; TORC1 signaling.